CUAUACAUUAGGGCACGCACGCUGAGCAGAGCAACACUGAGACAUCCAUUAGCCAUUGAAGAUGAAGAGAAUUUCUCUGCGAAAUGGCAAUGCUAUUCCCUUUAUCUCUUUCUUCCCUAAUUCACAUUCUGCUUCCGCAAUUUCAGGAAAGGGUAAAGUUGGGUUAAACAGUAGCAAUUUUGACAAAGUAAAGAGUUUAGAUGAUGCUGUGAAUCUCUUCAAUCAAAUGGUUAGAAUGAAACCUCUUCCUUCACUUGUCCAUUUCUCUAAAUUGUUUAACAAUAUGAUAAGUAUGAAGCAUUACAUUGCUGUCCUUUCUCUUUUUCGAGAAAUGCAGAAAUUGGGUAUCCCAAUUAAUGUUUUCAUCUUGACUGGUGUGAUUAAUAGUUAUUGUCUGAUGCAUCGUUUUGAUUAUGCAUUUUCGGUGUUACCCAUUUACUUGAAGAAUGGCAUUCCAUUUGGUAUUGUCACCUUUACCACCCUAUUAAGAGGAAUCUUUGCUGAAAAUAAGGUCAAAGAUGCAGUUGAAUUGUUCAAAAAAUUGGUGAGAGACAAGGUUUGUGAGCCUGACGUAGUCAUGUAUGCAACUGUCAUGAAUGGGCUCAGCAAAAGGGGUCAUACUCAAAAAACUGUAAGUUUGCUCCGUUUAAUGGAACAAGGGAACACUAAGCCCGACAUAUAUAUCUACAACAUUGUUAUAGAUUCCCUUUGCAAAGAUGGAAACUGUGAUGUUGCUAUCACUCUUUUGAACGAGAUGAAGCAGAGAGGCAUUCCUUCAAACAUAGUCACAUAUAAUUCAACAGUUGAUGGUUUGUGUAGGAUUGGUCAGUGGGAAAAGGUUAAGAUUUUGUUAUCUGAGAUGGUGAACCACAAUAUUUAUCCAAAUGUGUGCACCUUCAAUAUACUAACACAUGGACUAUGCAAAGAAGGGAACGUUGAAGAUGCCGUGGAAGUAAUGAAAUACAUGGUCGAAAAGGGUGUAGAGCCUAAUAUUAUCACCUACAGUGCGAUAAUGGAUGGAUAUUGUUUGCGUGGUCAACUAGAUAGAGCGAGGAGAAUUUUUGAUAGCUUGAUAGAAAAGGGCAUUGAGCCUAACAUUUUUAGCUAUAGCAUACUAAUAAACGGAUACUGUAAGAAAAAGAAAGUGGAUGAGGCCAUGCAAUUGUUUUGUGAAAUUUCUCAAAAGGGAUCAAAACCUGAUAUUGUUACCUACAGUACUAUCUUGCAAGGUCUGUUUGAAGUUGGAAGAACUGGUGAUGCAAAACAAAUUUACGCUGAGAUGCUAUCUGCGGGGACCAAGCCUGAUAUAUACACUCAUGCCAUUUUGCUCAAUGGUUAUUUUAAGUGCGGACUUGUCGAAGAAGCUAUGUCACUCUUUAAUAAGUUAGAAAGAAGUGGAGAAUAUACUAAAAUUGCAUUUUAUAAUGUUGUCAUUAACGGAUUGUGCAAAAAUGGUAAACUUAAUGAAGCGCAUGUUCUUUUCGAGAAGCUUUCUUUCCUUGGAUUGCUUCCUGAUGUGAGAACAUACAAUGUUAUGAUAAAUGGAUUUUGUCUUGAAGGGUUGUUUGAUGAAGCUAAAGAUAUUCUAGGAAAAAUGGAAGACAACGGUUGUUCUCCAAACAAUGUCACUUAUAAUGUCAUUGUGCAAGGAUUUCUCAGGUGCAACAAAAUUAGUGAAAUGGCAUCUUUUAUGAAGGAAAUGGCUGGAAGGGACUUCUCAUUUGAUGCAACGUCAGCUGAGUUUUUGGUAAACAUUGUAAGGGAGAAUCCUUCUGUCCUUGACAUGAUACCAGAGCUUCACUCGAAAAAUAAGAAGUGAAUAUUUCUUUUGUUUGGUUCAUUCGGCUGCACUAUCACUGUGAUACAGCUUCCUUUUUAUCCCUUCAAAAGAAAUGACACCCAAUGCAUUUGCCAAAUGUGAUGGCAAUUAGAACAUCGCUUGAGCUUUCCAGACAUCAGUUUUGAUUUGAGAAAAAAUGGUGACCAUACUGAUUUUGUUAAAAAAGAAAUAAUGGUUGAUGCAGGGCAAGUUGCUAGUUUUGCACUGAGUUACAGCAAGCUUUGUUUAUGUUAUUAUUUUUUCCGAGAAUCUAACUUGAUUUCUUGCAGGCUAGUGUUGGUCUUGACACUUUUACUAUGUGCAUUUCCAGUAGUUUUGCAGUUUCCUGUUGGCUUGGAAAUCUUUUUUCCUAGUUUCUAACUUGGUGGUUUGAUCUUGUGUAACUGUAUAUUUGCUACAACUGUGCACAAUCUAGUGAAAAAUGAAAGCUCCAAAUUUAAGGCAGAUAAUUGGGGGUCUUUUGUAGAGAAUCAUAUAUUUUUUUGAAACUUGUAGUGAAUCAUAUCGCUGCGUGUGUUUCUAUGGAAUGACUAAAGUGCUGGUAUAAAUGGGAUCAAGAAGAUGCAGGUUGAUGCAGGGCAAGUUACUAGUACGGGAAUGGUUGCACCAAGUUAUGUUCAGAAAGUUGCACCUUUUACGGGAAUGGUUGCACUGAAUUAGUAUCUUAAGGACUUCAGUUGUGACUUGCUUUUCUUAAACUCUUUUCUGCGAUGCAGCUGUCUCUAGCAUCAGACUUUAUGUACAACCAACCAUAUGUCUAGAGAUGUUACAUCAAGCUUUGGUUAUGAUUACAUCCUUCGACAGCAACAGUUAUUCAUGCAUUACAGUGUAGUCUCAGAGGGAAGAUUGAUUCCAAUAGAUGUGUUGCUGCUUUAUUGGAAGAGCGCUUGAAUAUGGGUCUUAAUUUCAAUUUAUCAGCCGAGGUCGAUCACAAAAGGAAAGACUACAACUUUGGCUUUGGACUCACAGUUGGAGAAUAGAGGAGGAUGUUUGAACAGGGAUUAAGUUUUAAUAUAUGAGCACAAGUAAAUUGAAAGCAUCUUAGCAAGUGCUUCGUUUUCUCAGCAAUAAAAGAAUUGAAACAUCAGUUUUGUAUUUUUAUCGAGCAGACAUUGUCAACUGGUGCAGCUUGUCACUAGUAGUUGAUUUUGCAAUUUGAGUCAUUCUUUGGAUAUGCAUAGUAAA
Molecule: messenger RNA, 3025 nt
Organism: Solanum dulcamara
Lineage: Eukaryota; Viridiplantae; Streptophyta; Magnoliopsida; Solanales; Solanaceae
Product: putative pentatricopeptide repeat-containing protein At1g12700, mitochondrial
Exons: 5
Coding region: 62-1819 (585 amino acids)
Molecular function (GO): protein binding
Source: RefSeq, a predicted model, not a curated record